GAUGACGGUGGAUUUUUGUCGAUCUUCCAACCACGUACUCACAAAUUGUUCGCCCAAUAUCAUGAUAAUAUAAGGAAGAGGCAGAGUAGAUGGUUAUGGGCGUCCGGUCCUCCUGCGUCUUCCAUCACGUUCACCUGGGGAAGAUUGGUGUGCAAACACGGAUCUGUUUCCCUCACUCCCGACUCGAGAAGGAAGUUGACAUUUUAUUCCAAGGAAGCCCUUACCCUAUCGCCCAGUAUUUAGACACGGUAUGCGGGAGGGGCGCCCCGGUUGCCGUGCAGGACGCUACCUCCCAUCCCAUGGAAUCCAACGCGGGCUCAUCUGACGUUGGGGACAAGCGUAUGGCUUCCUCGUCUUCCGAAGAGCUGGUUGCAAAAAAUGGGAAAUGUGCAAGCUGCUCUCUAGGUGGGAAAGGGGAGACAGGUCGACCAGUAUGACCCCAUCUCACCCUAUUUGUUUUCUUGCAGGUAUGCUAGGUAAGACCCAAACAUUUCCCCCCCUGGUCGCGGUGCAGGAUGCUAUGCCCCAGCCUUCGCCGUUUGGUGAAAAUGCGGGUUGGUUCGACGUAGGCAUGUCUGAGGCAGCUGUCGGGGAAAAGCGCGGAGCUUCCCCGUCUCACGUAGGUCAGGUUGCCAAGAAGAAAGGUAGGAGGGGCUCACUCGCUGCCUUGGCCGCAAAGGAAGAUGCCAUGCCUCGGCCCUCGAAGUCUAAUGUCAUUCCGUCUUUUACAGGGGAGAGGUGUAGAGCUUCCCUUGUCAACCAUCCAGUUUCUGCUUCCAUCAUUCCCUCGUCUUCAGAUGUGGCGAGGGCAGCGGGCAUCGUUCCGUCCUUGAUUUCCGGGAAUCGCGAUUAUUUGAUAUCUUCCAAUCUAUUUAACUUGGUGGCACGUUCUAUCCAAUCUCACACAGAGGGGCUGAUGGAUUUAACUACCGCGUUUCAAGCGUUAGAUCGCCAGCGCGAAGAGCUCCAGUACCAGGUUCAGCGUCGGGCAGAGGCUGCCUUGGCUGAGCUCCAGUCAAAGUAUGACCUGCUUCAAUCAAAAUAUGAUCAACUGGAGGCAUCGUCCACAGACGCGGGGCGUCAGGCGGUUGCGGCGUUCCAAGCUUCCCCAGAGUUUCUAGAGAUUGUCACUUCUAGGAUGGAAGCUCAACGUUCGGAACAGGUUCGAACAUGGAUGGAAACCAAGGAGGGUCGGCUUUGGCGAGAUAAGGAGGUUCUCAUUUCCUUCAGGUGUGGCCGGUAUGACAUGCAGAAG
Molecule: messenger RNA, 1255 nt
Organism: Cuscuta epithymum
Lineage: Eukaryota; Viridiplantae; Streptophyta; Magnoliopsida; Solanales; Convolvulaceae
Source: the annotation of a GenBank genome assembly